Messenger RNA from Nomascus leucogenys (northern white-cheeked gibbon), 1312 nucleotides. RefSeq names its product protein preY, mitochondrial. NCBI's taxonomy places the organism in Eukaryota, Metazoa, Chordata, Mammalia, Primates, Hylobatidae. The record is from RefSeq and is a predicted model, not a curated record. The coding region runs from base 935 to 1213 and encodes 92 amino acids. The transcript has a single exon.
UUCCAUAGUGUUGGCAGGACCCUGCAUUUCUCUACCUUGAGCAAUGAAGCAGUCCCAGAAUUUUGGAAUAUAGCAAUUAGGAAGAAAAAACAAACUUUAAAAUAUUAAUUCAGUAGAACUGAAAGUAAUACAUUUCAUGCAACAGUAAAGUGCUUAAACAUGGCAAAGAAAACUAUGGGACAAGAUGAGAAGAAAAAUGGUUGGUAACGAUGGGUCACAUCCAGAAGACCAACAUAAGCUAUUUUUCCAUCUUUUUCUGUACCAUUUAAAAUACUAAAGAGUUCAAAACAAACUGUCCUUGGCAUUUAAAGUCAAGACAUGGUUCUUCACUCAGUGGUGUAAAUUAACCACUUAUUGGCCAAAGAGUAAAUACAAAAAGGAAAUGAAGUUCUGACUGGUGUCGUGGGUGAGAUUUUGCAGUGUAUGUUUUUACAUUUGUAGUGUACGUUUUAAACUUCCGGUUUUCUUGCUGCCUCAACAUCCCCACAAACAGGCUGUGAUCACCUGGCCCAGUGUGAUAUGGGUGGCCCCUGCCACAAGUUUCCCUUGCUACCUUGCCCAUGACCUAGUAACAUUUAAAUGCACCAGUGAAAUUCUCUUUUUCUUGUGUGCUUCUCCCUGACCCGAAAGCUCCUGCCCAUGUCUUAGGCCUCUCUGCUCCCCACCUGCUUGGCUGAGCCCCCUCCCAUGUGACCCCCUCUCAGCAUGCAGUGACUGUCUCUCUAGGACCUGUGAGUAUAUUACAACUUUUUUCCCUGUGUCUUUCCUGUGAUAUCCCUUGUGGCUACACCUCACUGACCAUAACCUAAAAAGACACAUACAAAAAACAUGAAAGAAAAAGUUGUUUCUUGGGCUGGCCUGGACGAACAGGGAGCCAGGAGCUCGACCCCGGCUGUCGGAGGCGCAGUGAGGCCUGGUCUCCGGCUGCCAGACCAUGCUGAGCAGAGCACGCGGCAGGCUCGCCUCAGCGCUGCGGGGCGCGGUCACCCGUAGGUGCCUGCACGCGUCGGGGUCGCAGCCUUUGGCCGACAGGAGCAAGAAGACUGAGGAGCCGCCCCACGCCUUCGAUCCGGCGCUGGAGUUACUGGUGUGCCCGCUCUCCAAGAAGCCGCUCAGAUAUGAAGCAUCAACAAAUGAAUUGAUUAAUGAAGAGUUGGGAAUAGCUUAUCCAAUCACUGAUGGGAUUCCUAAUAAUAUCAUAUUAGGCAGCUAGGAUGAAGCAUCAAAGAAGCAAGAAGUGGAGCAGCACUAGUUCGUAAUUUAAAAAAAUAAAAAAAACUCAACAGCCAACUUUCCUUAGUACCAUAUACCU